UGCCUGCUGUGCCGGGACCUGGACGGGGGGCGUUCUCGGCGCGCGCCUGCUGAGCCGGGACCGGGAUCGGGAUCGGGAUCGGGACCGGGCCGCGGGCGGGGGCGUUCUCGGCGCGCGCCAUGCUGCAGGCGCUCGGGCUCGUGGCCACGCUCGGGGAGGGGGACGCGGCGCCAGAGGAGCCCGAGUCCGGGGACUCGGCGGCGGAGGAGGAGGCGGAGGUGAGGGGCGGCCGGGCCGGGCCCCCGGAGCCAGGCCGCUGUCUGGGCCUUGCCUCACCCCCUUCUCGCCCGCAGGGGCCGCGGGGCCGGGGGCAGCAGAGACGCCGCGGCGGGGACUUCAGCGCCGGCUUCGUCUUCGCGGAGAAGGAGGCUCCGGGCGCGGCGAGCGGGGCUUGGGCGGAGGCGCUGCGCCAGCUCAGGGGCAAGAGAGCAGCAGCAACAACACUGGAUGAGAAGAUUGAAAAAGUGAGAAAAAAAAGGAAAACGCAGGAAAGGGAAGCGAAACAUGUUAAGAUGAAAGGGGAAGAAACCAAAGAGAAGGAAAGUGAGGAAGACAGUGGAGAGGAGGAAGAGGAUGUAGAGUCCCAAUAUUCCUCAACUGAUGAGAGUAUCCUCACCAAAGCAGAUACCCUCAAGGUGAAGGAGCGAAAGAGACAGAAGAAAGUAGGAGAGAUUGAAACAGAGAGAUUUUUCGAAGAUGCAUCUCAGUACGAUGAUAACUUGUCAUUCCAGGACAUGAACCUCUCACGCCCUCUACUAAAGGCAAUCACAGCCCUGGGCUUCAAGCAGCCAACCCCAAUCCAGAAGGCCUGUAUCCCCGUGGGUCUGCUGGGAAAGGAUAUUUGUGCUUGUGCUGCCACUGGGACAGGUAAAACUGCUGCAUUCACCCUACCUGUACUGGAGCGCUUGAUCUACAAACCUCGCCAGGCUCCAGUGACUCGGGUGCUGGUUCUGGUGCCAACCCGAGAGUUAGGCAUUCAGGUGCACUCUGUCACCAAGCAGCUGGCCCAGUUCAGCAGCGUCACAACCUGCCUAGCUGUGGGGGGUUUGGAUGUGAAGACUCAGGAGGCAGCUUUGCGCUCUGGGCCAGACAUUCUCAUUGCCACUCCUGGGCGCCUGAUAGAUCAUCUCCAUAACUGCCCCUCCUUCCACCUGAGCAGCAUCGAGGUGCUGAUCUUGGAUGAGGCAGACAGGAUGUUGGAUGAGUAUUUUGAGGAACAGAUGAAGGAGAUAAUUCGGCUGUGCUCCCACCACCGUCAGACCAUGCUGUUCUCUGCCACCAUGACAGAUGAGGUAAAGGAUUUGGCUGCUGUUUCCCUGAAGAAUCCUGUCCGGAUUUUUGUGAAUAGCAACACGGACGUAGCCCCUUUCCUGCGGCAGGAAUUCAUCCGGGUCCGUCCCAACAGAGAAGGGGACAGAGAAGCUAUCGUGUCAGCUCUGCUGACACGGACCUUCACAGACCACGUGAUGCUUUUCACACAGACCAAGAAGCAGGCUCACCGCAUGCACAUCCUGCUGGGGCUGAUGGGUCUGCAGGUGGGGGAGCUGCAUGGGAACCUCUCUCAGACACAGCGGUUGGAGGCCCUCAGGCGCUUUAAAGAUGAGCAGAUUGAUGUACUGGUAGCUACGGACGUUGCGGCCCGAGGACUUGACAUUGAGGGUGUCAAAACGGUGAUCAACUUCACCAUGCCCAACACCACCAAGCACUAUGUGCACCGGGUGGGGCGGACAGCACGGGCCGGUCGGGCUGGCCGCUCAGUCUCACUGGUGGGCGAGGAGGAGCGCAAGAUGCUGAAGGAGAUUGUGAAGACAGCCAAGAUGCCAGUGAAGGCUAGAAUCCUCCCCCAGGAUGUGAUCCUGAAAUUCCGGGAUAAGAUUGGGAAGCUGGAGAAAGAUGUGUAUGCAGUGCUGCGUCUAGAGCGUGAAGAGCGUGAGAUGCAGCAAUCAGAGGCCCAGAUCAACAUGGCAAAGAAGCGACUGGAGACAGGAGAACAGAAGGUAGAAGAGGGGCCUGAGCGGAGCUGGUUCCAGAGCCGAGAGGAGAGAAAGAAAGAGAAAUUGGCUAAAGCCCUUCAGGAAUUUGACUUGGCGUUGAGAGGAAAGAAGAAGAGGAAGACAUUUAUGCAGGAUACUCAGAAAAAAGGCCAAAUGACACCAGAGGAGAGAUCACAAUUUGAAAUCCUGAAGUCACAGAUGUAUGCAGAGCGUGUAGCAAAGAGGAACCGCCGAGCAAAGCGAGCUCGAGUUGUGCCCGAGGAUGAGCCUCCCUCAGCAGGUCCCAAACGGAAGAAGCAAUCAUCUGUCUUCGAUGAGGAGCUCACCAACACAAGCAGGAAGGCCCUAAAACAGUAUCGUGCUGGCCCCUCCUUUGACGAGCAGAAGCGUUUGGGCUUAGCCCGACACAGGAAAGGAGGGAACUUCAAAUCCAAAUCCAGGUAUAAGAGGAAGUGACAGCAGCUCUUUGCCAGAAGGAUUCCCUGGAAAAUCUAACUGUGGGAGACUUUGUGCCUCUUCCAGAAAAACCCUGCUUUCCAUUCUGUAUUUGCUAGAAUAAUGUAGCCUCUUAAGUGGCCUGAACUUACAAUGUCUGUUAAAUUCUUGGACUCAGUGUAAAUGCACCAGCACCUGCUGAAUUAGCACAUAAAGGAAAACCAUGUCUUCUGCAGUUGCAGCGAAGGAUUGACUUCCUUAUACUUUUGUAACAUAGCCUGCUGCUCACUUAGCUGUGGCAAUUGAGAAAACUAGACCAUGGGAGAUAGUACAAAACUGCCAGGAUGGUUCUCACUUCUUUACGUCUUGAGCUGUACACCUACAUCAGUGAGCAAGGAGGCAAGCAUCGUACAAUAAGUUCCAGCAGUUUUCACAUAGUAACAUUACAGGAACAGAUGUAGUAAGCGGACAAAUAGUUACUUAACUCUAGUCAUCAACUUUCCUUGAAGAAGGGUGGCACCACUUGCUGAUACUGCCAGGAAGUUAGUGGGAGAGAAAAUAGAGGAGAAAGGGCUGUAUCUACAUCUAGCCCUUGGAAUCCUGCUCUAAAACAGAGAAGAGUUGAACAGUCACAAGGAGUAGCAGUUUCUCUAGACCAAAGGUCUACUAGAGGUAGCACAGGCAUGAGCACUGAGGGCAUAGCCUGCCUCUCCCUUUGUGAGAAGGAAGUAGCCCUAUGUUGUGCUAUGCUGCAGGAACAAAUAUGCCUAGAUUCAGACUAUAUUCACUCCAGCUAUUUUCUUCCUUGCUGUCCUAAUGCAAUGGCUGUAGAAGGCUGCAGAUGCUGGAAAAAAUACUCUAGCACUAGUCCCAAUACAUAUAAGCCACCACUCUGCCUGCUCCUACUGUAUGAGGUCUUACUCAGUGCAUUAGGUCUUGACAAGGGAGGGAGCCCCGUGAUAGAAGAAACAGUUGACCUUGGUCUGGCAAGCUUACUAAUACCCAGUUUAACAAAAGGACAGGUAGCAAUUCUACAGUGGAGAGUACAGAUGUGGGUCUCAAUCAAAAACGUGACCAGAAGCUACAAAUUAGGAUGAACAUGACUGGAUUAGAACAGCUUGCUGCAGCACAGUCCAGAAAAGGUGAAAUGUACUUAAACCAGGGGUGUCAAACUCAUUUGGGAGUGAAGGCCAAGUUCCAUUUUUAGUUGUCUAUGUUGAGAUGUAGACAGGGCCGUUUGUAGUGGCAUAAUGGGACAGAUGCCAAACUAUUGUUAUUUGCUGACUUCAUAAUUCAGCUGAGUCCCAGCUCCUGGAGUCUCCUACUUACAGCAAACACAGAGCUUGCUUUUAUGUUUAAAAACUGAGCCAUGUGUAACCAAACCAGUAAUAGCUUCCUGAGGCUGCAGACAUUUUGAAGAAAAGCUCUAAAAGGUGAAUACUAGAAUCCACUGUUCUAGGAGGCCUCUGGCAGGAGAAAGGACUGUAAGUGCAAAUUCUGGGGGACUCCCACCUAUUGGUUAACAUCAGAGGAGCCAUGCUGGGUCAGACUAGUGGUCCAUCCAGCCAAGUAUCCUGUCUUUCAACAAUGGCCAAUGCCAGGUACUUCAGAGGGAAUGAAAAGAACGGGGCAACUAUUGAGUGAUGCAUCCCCUGUUGUCUACUCCCAGUUUCUGGCAUUUAGAGGGUAAGGUCACCAGAGCAUAGGGUUGCAUCCCUAACCAUCCUGGCUAGUAGCUAUGCAGAGACCUAUCCUCCAUGAACUCAUCUAAUUCUUUUUUUAACCUAGUUAUACAUUUGGUCUUCCAAGGUUCCCUGGAAAUGAGUCCCACAGGUUGACUGUGUCUCGUGUGAAGAAGUACUUCCUUUUGUUCAUUUUAAACCUGCUACCUAUAAAUUUCAUUGGGCGA
Caretta caretta (loggerhead turtle) is the source of this 4338-nucleotide messenger RNA. RefSeq names its product DEAD-box helicase 27 (gene DDX27). Gene Ontology annotation, cellular component: cytosol. Lineage: Eukaryota; Metazoa; Chordata; Testudines; Cheloniidae. Gene Ontology annotation, molecular function: ATP binding; RNA helicase activity; nucleic acid binding. The record is from RefSeq and is a predicted model, not a curated record.